Messenger RNA from Gadus chalcogrammus (walleye pollock), 1685 nucleotides. It is a transcript of the gene rpe65a, whose product is annotated as retinoid isomerohydrolase RPE65 a. NCBI's taxonomy places the organism in Eukaryota, Metazoa, Chordata, Actinopteri, Gadiformes, Gadidae. The record is from RefSeq and is a predicted model, not a curated record. The transcript has 14 exons. The coding region runs from base 55 to 1650 and encodes 531 amino acids. Gene Ontology annotation, molecular function: retinol isomerase activity; all-trans-retinyl-ester hydrolase, 11-cis retinol forming activity; beta-carotene 15,15'-dioxygenase activity. Gene Ontology annotation, biological process: zeaxanthin biosynthetic process; retinal metabolic process.
CGAACUGAAACAGAAACUAUUUGAUUGUGUUGUGUGAUUACACAGGAAGAAGCCAUGGUUAGCAGAAUCGAACACCCAGCGGGCAGCUACAAAAAGAUCUUUGAGACUUGUGAAGAGUUGUCUGAGCCUAUUCCAGCGGUCAUCACAGGUGUAAUUCCUUCCUUCCUAAGAGGGAGUCUUCUGCGCUUGGGACCUGGACUCUUUGAGGUUGGAGAUGAGCCUUUCUAUCACCUGUUUGACGGCCAGGCACUCAUGCACAAAUUUGACUUCAAGAAUGGACAGGUCACCUACUUCAGAAAGUUUAUCAAAACGGAUGCUUAUGUACGAGCCAUCACAGAGAAGCGUGUGGUCAUCACUGAGUUUGGUACCUUUGCCUAUCCCGAUCCCUGUAAAAACAUCUUCUCCAGGUUUUUCUCUUACUUCAAGGGUGUUGAGGUGACAGAUAACUGCCUGGUGAACGUUUACCCGAUCGGCGAGGACUACUACGCUGUGACUGAAACCAACUUCAUCACCAAAGUCGACACGGACACUCUGGAGACGACCAAGAAGGUUGAUUUGUGCAACUAUGUCAACGUCAACGGCCUGACCGCCCACCCCCACAUUGAGAGAGAUGGCACCGUGUACAACAUUGGAAACUGCAUGGGGAAAGGAGCCACUCUGGCCUACAACAUCGUCAGGAUGCCCCCGACACAGAAAGAUAAAUCGGAUCCCAUUGCGAAGUCCAAAGUAGUGGUUCAGUUCCCCAGCGCUGAGCGCUUCAAGCCUUCCUAUGUGCACAGCUUCGGCAUGUCCGAGAACUACUUUGUCUUCGUGGAGACCCCCGUGAAGAUCAACCUGCUGAAGUUCCUGAGUGCCUGGAGCAUCCGGGGGUCCAACUAUAUGGACUGCUUCGAGUCCAACGAGACCCUUGGGACCUGGUUCCACCUGGCCACUAAAGACCCCGGGGAGUACAUCGACCACAAGUUCAGGGCGGCCGCCAUCGGCCUCUUCCACCACAUCAACACCUACGAGGACGACGGCUUUGUCGUGGUGGACGUGUGCGCGUGGAAAGGGUUUGAGUUUGUGUACAACUACCUCUGGCUGGCCAACCUGCGAGCCAACUGGGACGAGGUGAAGAAGGCGGCCAUGAUGGCGCCGCAGCCCGAAGUGCGCCGAUACGUCAUCCCCUUGGACAUCCACAAGGAGGAGCAGGGGAAGAACCUGGUCAGCCUGCCCUACACCACGGCCACCGCCGUCAUGCACUCCGACGGGACCAUCUGGUUGGAGCCCGAGGUGCUGUUCUCGGGGCCCCGCCAAGCCUUCGAGUUCCCCCAGAUCAACUACGAGAAGUACGCUGGAAAGAACUACACAUAUGCCUACGGCCUGGGUCUCAACCACUUCAUCCCUGACAGGAUCGUGAAGCUCAACGUGAAGACCAAGGAGACCUGGGUGUGGCAGGAGCCCGACUCCUACCCCUCAGAGCCCCUCUUCGUCCAGACCCCCGAUGGCAUCGAUGAGGACGACGGGGUGCUCCUGACCAUCGUGGUGGCCCCGGGCGCCCAGAGGCCCGGAUACAUGCUCGUCCUGAACGCCAGGGACCUGUCGGAGAUCGCCAGGGCCGAGGUGGAUUGCACCAUGCCCGUCACGUUCCACGGGAUGUACAAACCCUAACUUGCCGAAAAAAAAAAGAAAUGACACCCAUCACU